Messenger RNA from Brassica oleracea var. oleracea, 2376 nucleotides. Its product is annotated as aspartic proteinase CDR1. Gene Ontology annotation, molecular function: aspartic-type endopeptidase activity. Lineage: Eukaryota; Viridiplantae; Streptophyta; Magnoliopsida; Brassicales; Brassicaceae. Gene Ontology annotation, biological process: proteolysis. The record is from RefSeq and is a predicted model, not a curated record. Gene Ontology annotation, cellular component: extracellular region.
AUGGAAUCAAAGCAGCAAAAUUGGAAAAGCUGCCAAGUCAGGAAAAUUAACAAUUACAGUCUCAAAACUAAAAAGUAUUAUUCAGUCACCAUGUCUUUUGCAAUCCGAAUGAUGAUCAUGACCCUCUCUCUUCAAAUCCUUACAGCUUUUCUCUUUAUUACUGCCACAGCAUCAUCACCACCCCCCAGCGGCUUCACCAUGGACCUAAUCCACCGUCGCACUAAUUCAUCUUCUUCUCAACGUCCUAAUACUGAUGAUCAACUCCGAUCAUCUCCUUACGCCGAUGAUAACUACGAGUAUCUUAUGAAACUCCAAAUAAGUACACCUCCUGUCGAGAUAACUUCUCAAAUCCUAGACACAGGAAGCGAUAUCAUAUGGACACAAUGCUUGCCUUGUCUUAACUGCUUCAACCAAAGCAAUCCAAUAAUCGACCCUUCGAAGUCCUUGACCUACAAAGAGAAACAAUGCAAUACCCCUAAUGACCCCUCUUGUGAUUAUAAGUUGAUAUAGGGAGACCAAAGCUACUCCAAAGGAAGCUUCGCAUCCGAGACUGUCACCAUCAAAUCCACUUCUGGCCAAUCCUAUGUAAUGCCUGAAACUGUUAUUGGAUGUUCGCACAACAGCUCAGUGUUUCAAACAACCGGUUCUGGCAUUGUUGGUCUAAGUUGGGAUCGUUCAUCACUCAUCUCUCAGAUGGGCAAAAACAUGCACGGUGCCUUUUCUUUCUGCUUAUCCCCUGGGGGAACUAGUAAGAUCAACUUUGGAAGUAAUGCUAUUGUGUCAGGGAAUGGGACUGUAUCAACACCUAUGUUUCUGAAGAAGGCGAAACCCGGUUUCUAUUACCUAAACCUAGACGCGGUCAGCGUUGGGGAAACUCGCGUUGAAACACUGGGGACACCGUUUCACGCAGUAGACAGUAACAUAUCAACUGUAUGCUCCUUGCCCACGAGUUACUGUAGCCUAGUGAGGGAGGCAGUGGAAAAUUUUGUUACAGCGGAACGAGUAACUUACGCGGACGGCUCCUUUUGCUACAAAACGAACACCAUGGAUGUCUUUCCAGUGAUCACAAUGCAUUUCUCUGGAGGUGCAGAUCUUGUUUUGGAUAAACACAAUACGUAUAUGGCUUAUGGACAUGCCAUUUGUCUGGUUAUUCUGUGUAAUGCUGAAGAAGCUCUUUUUGGUAAUAGAGCGCAAAACAACUUCUUGGUUGGUUAUGAUCAUUCUUCACGACUGUUGCAAGGAUCAUCUCCUUACGCCGACAUCUUCUUUGAAACCUCCGAGUAUCUCAUGAAACUCAAAAUUGGUACACCUCCUGUCGAGAUCGACGCAGAAAUAGACACAGGCAGCGAGAUCAUAUGGACACAAUGUCUGCCUUGUCUUAACUGCUACAACCAACGCAAUAUAAUAUUCGACCCUUCGAAAUCCUCGACCUACAAAGCGAGAACAUGCAAUACCCGUAACCCUUCUUGUAACUAUGAUUUGGUCUACGGAGACCAAAGCUACACCAUAGGAAGCUUAGCAACCGAGACCGUCACCAUCCAAUCCACUUCUGGCCACUCCUAUGUAAUGCCUAAAACCGUUAUUGGAUGUUCGCACAACAGCUCAGGGUUUAUAACAACCGCUUCGGGCAUUGUUGGUCUAAGUUGGAUGUCUUUAUCUCUCAUCUCUCAGAUGGGUAAAGACAUGCUCGGUGCCUUUUCUUACUGCUUUUCGCCUGAGGGAACUAGUAAGAUCAGCUUUGGAAGUAAUGCUAUUGUGUCGGGAGAUGGGACUGUAUCAACACCUAUGUUUACGAAAACGGAGAAACCUGGUUUCUAUUACCUAAACUUAGACGCCGUCAGCGUUGGGGAGACUCGCGUUGAAACAUUGGGGACACCGUUUCACGCCGUAGACGGGAACAUGAUGAUAGACUCUGGAACCACCUUCACCUACUUGCCCGCUAGCUACUGCAGCCUAGUGAGGGAGUCGGUGGAAAAGGUUGUGACUGCGGAACAAUUUACUCUCUCCGACGGCACGCAUUGCUACAAAACGAAGACGAUGGAUAUCUUCCCAGUGAUCACAAUGCAUUUCUCUGCAGGUGCAGAUCUUGUUUUGGAUAAAAACAAUACUUAUAUGGCUGACGGAGAAGCCAUUUGUCUGAUGAUUAUGUGUAGUCCGAUGACACCAGUUGCUGAAGCGGCCCUUUUUGGUAACAGAGCACAGAACAACUUCUUGGUUGGUUAUGAUCGUUCUUCACUACAGGUUUCGUUUAAACCCACCGAUUGUGGUGUUACAGAAGACAAAAAACCAAGAGACUCAACUUCUGCAGCAUCGUUUUCACAGUUUAACAUUAAGUUUGUUUUAUUUAUAGUUGUCCUUUCACUAAUAAGACUAUAG